GCCUAUUGCACAGUAUGUGCUUUGACGUGAGUGAAAUGGAUGUGUGGAGGACUCUGCCUCCGUGCAUGCAUUUGGCUUUGCUCUUUUUCUUCAUGCAUUUUGAAAGUGUGUCAACUUUCGAGCUUACAUUGCUACACACCAACGAUGCUCACGCUCGGAUUGAGGAGAAUAGUAGAGAGUCGGGUAAAUGUAGCCCAGGAAGUCCUUGUUUUGGCGGAGUGGCCAGGAGGUUCACAAAAAUAGCAGACAUCCGGAGCAAAGAACGGAAUGUGUUAUUGCUGGAUGCUGGCGAUCAGUUUCAGGGUACUGUCUGGUUCAACUACUACAAAGGGGAGGAAGCUGCGUAUUUCAUGAACAAGCUUGGAUAUGAUGCGAUGGCAUUUGGAAACCAUGAGUUUGACAAUGGAGUGGAGGGCCUGCUCCGCCCUUUUCUGCAGAAGGUGAACUUCACUGUUCUCAGUGCCAACAUCAAGGCAGAUGCAACACUCGCCCCAACUAUCAAUGGUUACUAUCAACCCUACACAACAUUCAUGAUGGGUUCUGAAAUAGUGGCUGUGGUAGGUUACACCUCAGUGGAAACUCCAGUCUUAUCCUUACCAGGUCCACACCUGAUCUUUGAGGAUGAGAUUAAAGCCUUGCAGGUCCAGGUGGAUAAACUGAUCACUCUUGGUUACAAUAAGAUCAUCGCCCUUGGUCACUCUGGAUUUGACGUGGAUAUAGACAUCGCCAAGCGAGUGAAAGGCGUGGACCUGGUCAUCGGCGGACACACCAACACUUUCCUCUACACAGGGAGUGUCCCAUCUUCAGAGGUGCCGACGGGUCCCUACCCCUUCAUGGUGAGGUCUGAGGACGGGAGAGAUGUCCCUGUGGUACAGGCUUUUGCCUUUGGGAAGUACCUGGGAUACCUCAAGUUGGUCUUCGAUAAAGCUGGGAACGUGCUGAAGGCGAAUGGGAAUCCCAUCCUGCUGGACAGCAGCAUAGCCCAGGAUCCAGGUAUCCUUGCUGAUGUUGACGAGUGGAAGAAGAACUUGGCCCAGUACUCGUCUCAGUACGUGGGGAAAACCCUGGUGUAUCUCAAUGGAACCUUCAAUGAGUGCCGGUUCCGAGAGUGCAACCUGGGGAACCUCAUCUGUGACGCAAUGAUUCAUCACAAUAUCAAGUAUGCAGAUGAGAUCCAGUGGAAUCACGUCAGUUUAUGCAUCCUGAACAGUGGAAGCAUAAGGACAGGAAUAGAUGAAAGUCACAAAAAUGGCACCAUCACCAUGGAGGAAGUUAUAUCAGUCUUACCAUUUGGGGGAACUUUUGAUCUGGUGCAGUUGAAGGGAUCAACCUUGAAAAAGGCAUUUGAAAACUCUGUCCGAAGAUACGGGAGCAGCAGAGGAGAAUUUCUUCAAGUUUCAGGAAUCCAUGUUGAAUACGACCUGUCACGGUCGGUGGGGGACCGUGUGAUGUCCUUGAGCCUCCGCUGCUCUCAGUGCCGUGUGCCCAGAUACGAAUCUCUGGACCCAGACAGGCUGUACAAGCUGGUCCUACCAUCCUACAUCGCAGACGGAGGAGAUGGUUUUACCAUGAUUAAGGAGGAGAAACUGAAACAUGACACUGGUGAUCUGGACAUCUCGGUUUUCGCCAACUACAUCAAGGAGAUGAAGAGGGUGUACCCAACUGUGGAGGGCCGCAUCAAGUUCAGAAACUCAUCCGUGGCGGCUGGGGCCAACUGUCUGACUUUGUUACUGCUAGGCCUGAUGUGGGCCCUGUCCACAAGUUUAUGAGAGAUUAUUUCCAGAAGAUCACAAUAUGGCAGGUUUCUGUGGUGAUGUGACACAAAUGUCAAUUUUUCUAAAAUGGCUGCUGUUUAUGAGAAAGAGUAUUAUACUAUUUCAAGAAAUAAUGUAUUUAUAUUUGCAUUACUACAGUAUAUUUUAAUGCAGGGUAGCCUAGUGGGGUGGCAGGGUAGCCUAGUGGUUUGAGCAUUGGACUAGCAACCGUAAAGGUUG
Molecule: messenger RNA, 1994 nt
Organism: Oncorhynchus tshawytscha (Chinook salmon)
Lineage: Eukaryota; Metazoa; Chordata; Actinopteri; Salmoniformes; Salmonidae
Product: snake venom 5'-nucleotidase
Exons: 9
Coding region: 15-1769 (584 amino acids)
Biological process (GO): AMP catabolic process
Cellular component (GO): plasma membrane
Molecular function (GO): 5'-nucleotidase activity; metal ion binding; nucleotide binding
Source: RefSeq, a predicted model, not a curated record